AUCCGCCUUCAUUACUUCAACGCCGCACACCUUGGAUUACAGAGUAGAUAAUUAUUUCUUCGCAACCCCUCCAAACCCGGCGCCCUACCCAUCAAGAUCAUAAUCAUCUAGAACACCCCAUUCGAGACGCAUCACCAUGUCGCGAAACGCGCCCGCCGGCGGGCGCGCCGUGGCCAGCAACGGCACCACCGUAACCACGUCCUCCUCCCUCCCUGCCAUCAGCACCGAAGACAUGUGCCCCGUCUGCAAAACCAUCCGCUACCUCAAUAAAGACAUGGAGUUUCUCAUCAACCCCGAGUGCUACCACUCCAUGUGCGUCAACUGCGUCAAUCGCCUCUUCAACGACGGGCCCAACCAGUGCCCCUACGCCGGCUGCCACAAGACGCUGCGCCGCAAGGGAUUCAGGUCCGCCUUCUUUGGCGACCUGACUGUCGAGCGCGAGGUCGAUAUCCGCCGGCGCGUCGCGGCCGUGUUCAACCAGGUUGAGGACGAUUUCGAGACGCUCAAGGAUUACAACAACUACCUGCAGAUGGUGGAGGACCUGACGUUUGACCUCGUGUCGGGGACGGACGCCCAGCGGCGCGCGGCCGAGGCGACGCUGCAGCAGUGGGAGCUAGAGCACAAGGCGGAUAUCGAGCGCAACCGGAAGGCCGGGAAGGAGGCAGACGAGCAGUCGCGGCGGCGGCUGGCGGCGGAGAGGGAGGCUGCGCGGCAGCGGCGGGUGGAGGCGCUGCGCGAGGCAGAGGAAGAGAAGCUCGAGCGGGCGCGCAGUCGCGAAGCGGAGCUGGAUAGUCUGGCCCAGGGCGACGUGGGCACGGGCGCGCAACGAGUGCAGCUCAAGAGGAGAGGACAAGCGGCCGCGAACCGGGCGGUGGAGGCGGCGGUCAACGCGGCUGUGACCGCCGCGGAUGUUGGGCGGCUGUCGAUUCGCGGGCUGAAGGAGAAGAAGAAGGCGCCGGCGCCGGAGGGACCGUACGACCCGUUUGGUGGGAUGGACUUCGUCCCGAGCAGGUACAAGCUGCGGGCGGGGCUUACACACCCUGGGGUCGAAAAGUACAAGCACGAUCCGGCGCACGUCACGGGGGGGUACAGCUUUGAUGAGUACGCGACCAGGGCCAUGUUCGAGGCUUUUGCCGGGCUGGGGGUCUUCAUAGAGGACGAGAAGGAGGUGGGCAUUGGGCUCUCGGCCGGAGAGGUUGCCACUAUCAGUGCUGGCAUUGCUGCCGUGGGCUGUAAGAUGGAGUUGGACUAAGCCUUUGGGAUUUGGUCUUGCUUGCUGGCCUUCAAGUUUGACAUUGACGUGCAUAGCGUUGGCGUUCUGGAUGGGACAUGGGACACGGGACACGGGACACGGGGAUGUCGGAAACUGGGCCCACGGGCAGCCUUUUACUGACCUUUUAUAGAUUCAGGGUGGCAACCCAUAUGCCUUUUCCUCAGGGGACAUUGGGUUGGAGUUAAUCCAAGGAACUGGCUAUCAUGGCCAAGGAGCCAACUUCCAAAACAUGCGUGAUACAAAAAAGGUAUUAUAAUUUAGAACGACUUAAGCUGGCCAAAUCAUACCGU
Messenger RNA from Chaetomium strumarium, 1563 nucleotides. Its product is annotated as CDK-activating kinase assembly factor MAT1-domain-containing protein. Gene Ontology annotation, biological process: regulation of transcription by RNA polymerase II; nucleotide-excision repair; positive regulation of cyclin-dependent protein serine/threonine kinase activity. Bases 137 to 1252 code for a protein of 371 amino acids. Gene Ontology annotation, cellular component: transcription factor TFIIH holo complex. Gene Ontology annotation, molecular function: cyclin-dependent protein serine/threonine kinase activator activity. The record is from RefSeq and is a predicted model, not a curated record. The transcript has a single exon. Lineage: Eukaryota; Fungi; Ascomycota; Sordariomycetes; Sordariales; Chaetomiaceae.